AUGACAAAUCGUGUCUUAAUAGCCAACAAUGGUCACGAAAAUGAAAAAGAAGUUAAUGAUAAUUUAAGUAGACGUAAUAAUGUUAACAAUAAUCAACAAUGUUCUGGUAUAGUUGUAAUUCCUUAUUUGAAUGGUAUCACCGAACGUUUGAAAAGAGAUUUAAGAAAACAUCAAAUUAAAACAUUUACACAACACUCUAAAAGUAUUGGUUCCAUUUUAAAUAAAGCCAAAUUACUUUCACGCAAUAAGCUUGAUGCUAAGAAGAAAGAUUCUUCUGUUUUUGCUAAAAAUGCUAUUUAUGGGAUACCAGGCAAAUGUGGAUGUAUCUAUGUCGGAGAAACGGAAGAUAUUGGGAGACGUCACAAACAACAUAUGAGUAAUGUCAAAUAG
Didymodactylos carnosus is the source of this 390-nucleotide messenger RNA. Lineage: Eukaryota; Metazoa; Rotifera; Eurotatoria; Philodinida; Philodinidae. The record is from the annotation of a GenBank genome assembly.